Molecule: messenger RNA, 769 nt
Organism: Dendrobium catenatum
Lineage: Eukaryota; Viridiplantae; Streptophyta; Magnoliopsida; Asparagales; Orchidaceae
Exons: 1
Coding region: 52-510 (152 amino acids)
Source: RefSeq, a predicted model, not a curated record
AGCUCUAAAAUCUUCGGUCAGGACAUCACCGGAAUAUUCCAUUGCUUCGCAAUGGGGCUGUGUACUUCGUGCGAGGCGACGACGGUGGCGCCGAUCACGACGGCGAAGCUAAUCCUCAUUAACGGCGAGCUUCGUGAGUUCGCCUGUCCGGUGAAGGCGGCGCAAGCGCUGCAGAAGGAUGAGGAGUUCUUCGUCUGUGACGCCGACGAAAUGGAUUUCGGCGGAUUUGUAACGGCUGUCCCCGACACCGUGGAGCUCCGUCUAGGGCAGAUCUACUUCGUGCUGCCGCGAUCGAUGCUGCGGCAGCCUUUACAAGCGGCGGACCUCGCGGCUCUCGCUGUGAAGGCCAGCUCGGCGCUCAUGAGAGCAGCGCCGGAUGGGGAGACGAAGCUGGUGUUCUCGGAGACGCGAUCCGAGCCGGCUGAAAGAACACCGGAGAGGAGACGGCGGAAGCGGAGCAGUGGAUCGGGGCGAAGUUUUGAGUCAAAUCUGAGUUCGAUUGUGGAAUGAGGAAGGUUAGAUUGGACAAAACGAAGAGAUUCUCUUAACGGGAAAUAGGAACGAUUCCAGGACUGGAAUCGGCGGGGGCGAAAGGAAUGUGAGUCGAUUUGAUGAGAUCGAUCGGAGGAUUAAAGCAGGCGGGUACGAUCAGAUUGUUCAUAGUCAUGCCGUUCCGCAAGGCGGAGAGCUGCUCCGCCACCUUGUUCUCCUGAUUUUCUUGUAAGUUUGAGAAAGAAAAUGAAAGAAAUGGAUACAGAUCUUGGAUCAU